Penicillium daleae is the source of this 702-nucleotide messenger RNA. RefSeq lists its product as uncharacterized. The record is from RefSeq and is a predicted model, not a curated record. The transcript has a single exon. The coding region runs from base 1 to 702 and encodes 233 amino acids. Lineage: Eukaryota; Fungi; Ascomycota; Eurotiomycetes; Eurotiales; Aspergillaceae.
AUGGAAGGUCAAGCAUCGAAGACAGUGCCCUGUUACGACGACAGCCCUCCACAAUACGACUUAUCCCAGCUUAGCCAUGAUGUACUCACCUCUGUCAUUGAGAACGAGCAUACCUGCCGGUCAUUAAUCCGACGGAUAGAUGACAUAAGGACAGGAAUUCUGGAUAUUAUAGAGAACGAGAUCAAAAAAAUAGAGGCUGGAAAGGAUUACAUUCAGAUGGAGGAGUUUCAUCUAAAGAUGGGCCGAGUCUGUGCAGAGGCUUCGCAUCUCUAUUUUGAGCUAGCAAAUGCUUACAAAGAGCGUACCUUCCAAGACACCGAUAUCGAUGCCGCCAUAUCAAAACUCUCUGACAGUGAGCUUGACCGGGCCUAUGCUUCUGCAAAGCGGGACCCAAGCCGGCAGAUGCAACAUGAGGUGCUGCCUAAGGAGCAUGAGCGCGGUGGUGAAUGCCAAGACAGAGAUUCCAGACACAAUUCCCAUCACUUUUCGACCAUGAAGCAUAGAGAACAAUUCAGCGAGUGUACGUCCAACUCUCCGUGCUCUUGUGACCGGUUCUUCGACCUCUCGGCAAAGGUGGAUAAACUUAAUGAAAAACUCAGCGAAAAUAUCCCAUUCCCUAAGCCGGCAAAAAUCUCCAAGGUAACAGAUGCUGCUGCUGCAAAACCACCCAGGAGCUUUUGGAAGAGAAUCUUGAAGCUUUGA